CACGAACUUUAGACAAUACCUACUAAUGGUGUUGCCGCUGUGACUUCAUCGUUGAUCGAUAGAUGUUUGUAUAUGCUAUCUAGUUCAAAGUCUACGGUCAUUACUCCUUCGGUGUCCAUUGCCUCACAGCCACUCAUCUUCACAAAGCGAUGUCGGAUGCGCAAUCAACCAUGAUGUUACGACCUCCUAUAAAGCGAACUAUGCGAACCCUUGAUCGCGCCUUUUUCAAGACCACUGUCCCUAUAUCAGCCGCCAGAGUACAUAAAAUCCAGGACAUAUCCGAAGUAAGGAGCAAAAUACUCAAGAGCAAGGACAAGUUCGUUUGGAAUCGCAUACCUUCGCUCAAACCCGACCCAGAUGAAAAACACGCAAAGGCUGGAGGGAAGUGCUUACUGUUAAAGCCUGAAGUUAAACACGAUGAUCGAUCGACAUGGAGCCCUACAAUUAAAGAUCUGGAGAAUGAGGGAACCAUCGCUGUCAUACCAUACACCCUUGACCUGGAUUAUGACUCGUGGACAUACGACGACAUUAUGCGAGCAAUACUCCCAGAAGAGGAUAUGCAUGGUGAUAUACCAACAGGAUUUUCAACAAUUGGACACGUUGCUCAUAUGAAUCUCCGCGAGCGCUAUCUUCCCUACAAACAUACAAUCGCUCAAAUCAUCAAGGACAAAUCAUCAAGUAUAAAAACAGUAAUAAAUAAGAUUGACCCUAUAGGUAACGAAGAGAAUGAGUUCCGCACUUUUCAAUAUGAAGUCCUUGUUGGUGAAGAUGACCUCGAUGUCGAAGCCCGUCAUCAAGAUUGCAUCUUCCGCUUCAACUUUGGCAAAGUCUACUGGAAUCCGCGCCUGCAUACAGAACACCAGCGUAUCAUCAAGCAGUUUCAACCUGGCCAAGCGAUUUGCGAUGUCAUGGCGGGUAUUGGUCCCUUCGCUAUCCCAGCUGCCAAAUGGGGCCGGCAUUUCGUGUUUGCGAAUGAUCUCAAUCCUGAGAGCUAUAGAUAUCUCAAAGAUGCGAUAGAAUUGAAUGGAGUAGAGCCGUUUGUGGAGCCGUUCAACGAGGAUGGACACGACUUUAUCCGAACGUCAGCGCAAGCACUCGCUUUGAAGCACAAGAGGGUCGUUAUAAAAGGCAAGAAACCUCGUCAUGCGCGGCAACCAGCCCCAGAAACGUACUUCGAUCGACCCGCCACCUUCGCUCACUACACUAUGAACCUGCCCGGAAAUGCGAUUGAUUUUAUUUCUGACUUUAUCGGCCUUUACAAUAAACCCUUUGCAUCUAAGCCGCAGGCUCACGACGACCGCGAUCUUCCACGGGACCCAAGGCAGCUAUUCGAGCCAUAUACUGCGGUGAAGUUGCCUAUGGUACACGUAUACUGUUUCUGCAGCGAAGACGACAACGAAGCCGCAAAGCGUAGCAUCUGCAAGCGAAUUAGCGAAAAGCUGGAGUAUGAAAUUACACCUGAUACUCCAGAGGUCCAUAUUGAAGAUGUGAGAAAGGUAUCGACGCAUAAGCGAUAUUUCUGCGCGAGCUUUAGACUCCCACAUGAGGUGGUGUUCCGAAACUUAGAAGUAUAGACAAAGGACGAUAACGACACACAUGUCACUAUAUACCCUGCCGCCUGGUCUUACACCACCUGUAUAUACAUGAAAGGGUAGCCCAAAGCACACUAUAUGAUACACUCUUCUCCAUUAUGAUUCAUCAAAAUGCACCCAUCUUCUUCAACAUAUUCGUCUCUUUGAUUGCAGCUCUCCUCUUAUCCCUCAUAGCUGCCGAUAGCC
This is a messenger RNA of Pseudovirgaria hyperparasitica, 1778 nucleotides long. RefSeq names its product guanine methyltransferase Trm5. The record is from RefSeq and is a predicted model, not a curated record. The transcript has 4 exons. Gene Ontology annotation, cellular component: mitochondrial matrix; cytoplasm. NCBI's taxonomy places the organism in Eukaryota, Fungi, Ascomycota, Dothideomycetes, Acrospermales, Acrospermaceae. Gene Ontology annotation, biological process: mitochondrial tRNA methylation; tRNA N1-guanine methylation. Bases 150 to 1574 code for a protein of 474 amino acids.